This is a messenger RNA of Paecilomyces variotii, 2943 nucleotides long. Its product is annotated as PXA domain-containing protein. Gene Ontology annotation, biological process: protein targeting to lysosome; early endosome to late endosome transport; endosome to lysosome transport. The transcript has 3 exons. NCBI's taxonomy places the organism in Eukaryota, Fungi, Ascomycota, Eurotiomycetes, Eurotiales, Thermoascaceae. Gene Ontology annotation, cellular component: extrinsic component of endosome membrane; early endosome; late endosome. Bases 452 to 2485 code for a protein of 677 amino acids. Gene Ontology annotation, molecular function: phosphatidylinositol binding. The record is from RefSeq and is a predicted model, not a curated record.
CAGGAUCACAGUCCAACCACAGAGGGAUGGGAGCCUCGUUUGUGAGUGAAGACAUGGUUUCUAGAGGUAAUUGAAUGAAUGGGAAUCUUCUCUUACUACCCUGUGCUCCCGGGGGGACUUGACCUGUGCAGUGUUGAUAUAGUUAACUAUACUUGAUGACUGGUUUGAGGUGCAGUAUGGCGCGAUAAGGGGGGGGCUUAUCGAUAACAGCGCCAACCCUAAGCCCUACUAUGCCUGUUCGGGGAAGGCUCCGGGGAGCGGAAGAGCCGCAGCCGUUAAAGUGACUUAUCAUCACUUAUCAACUUCCGGGGAGCUUCGAUGAUGGACCUCUCGACGUGUUGAUCUCUGCCAUCGAUGCUCGACAUCGGUUCUUCAGAAUUUGCAUUUCUGAAGAAAAUGCCAAUUGAUGCCCUGGUUCAACUUCCCACAUUCAAGCGUGGACUGAGAUGAAAUGAGCAGUCAUCCUACCCCGAGCUUACCCCCUCUGUCGAACCCCAAGGCCCGACCAACGACGUCAACCUCCAAGGCCUCCAAUCUCUCAGCACCUUCAAGGGCUCAGACUGAGCCGCUACUACGACCAUCAUCAGGAGCCCGGCUGCGCAGACCCCCGACCUGUUCUGAACAGCCAGAUCCGGCCGAUGAUAGAGCUACUGUUGCCCUGAUACGGCGCAUUCUUUGUCCGCAAGCCAACAGCUAUGGUGCUACAACUCCUCGACCGCUCGACGAGCUGCUCCCACCACUUACCAGCUCCAAUGAUGUCGACCAUCAGUUAUACGCGCUCAUAGCGAUCAUUAUCAGGGAGUUUGUGUACUCCUGGUACGCCAAGAUCACGCCGGACCGUGCUUUUGUCGACGAAAUCCUACAGCUGAUUGCUCAUUGCACUCGUGCUCUGGAACAGAGGUUACGACGCGUGGACAUUGCUGAACUACUGUUGGAUGAAAUUCCUGGUCUGGUCGAGGCUCAUAUAGUCUCGUACCGAACAGCCAAGCAUCAGUCUGAUCUGGCUGCGCCCCGUUCGUCUCUGCACGUCAUCUAUCAUGCCAUGAAUCCACAUCCAGCGCUUUCUCCUGUUCCAGACCCUUCGGACCCACAGGCACGGACGAUGCAGCUUGAGAAUGAGACGGCAUAUCGGCAACUGCUGGUGCAGGGUGCAUUGGCGGUCCUUCUUCCAACAGAGGAUCUGGAGAAUGUCUGUUUACGGACAUUGGUCGGUGAUAUCCUUGCCGAUCUGGUCCUUGGGAAUGAAGUCAGCGGGAGGGCUUGUGAAGGGUGGUUCGUCUGGGAGACGAUAAUCAAACUCCUUGAUCUAGCGACACAACGAAGCGUGGGCAAAGCAGAUAGUGAGGACGCGGAAGGAGUCGAGAAGAGCCGACUGGAGAAGUUUGGGCUUUUGUCCACCGCGGAUGAAUCCGACGACGAUCAUUCGUCAAGGACGAACCAAUCGCAAUUCUCAAUCUGGCUAUGGCAGAUCCUGCAAUAUGCCUAUCUGGGAUAUCUCGUCCUUCGAUUCGUGGUUACAGGACUUUUCCGCGUCGCAUCCACGCAGCCUACGAUGCCCGUUCGGGGCCCUCCAUCCCCGGCACAUCCUGCCAGUCUGACGACCCAUUCGAGAAUAGCGCCCUUGCCGGCCAAAAUCGUCACGAAGCGUCCCGUACUCGACUAUCGGCUCUACGGGAUGUUAUCGCAAUUGCUGGAUAUUCCCCGACGCAUGCCAUGGCUCGCGGGAACAUUAGCACUUGCUCAACACUGGAUUCUGGCUGGCCCAGGUCGAGUGGGGGAUACGGAUGGUGUUCUUGAUAGAUUCCUCCACGAGACAAUCCGGGAGCAUGUGCUAACGCCCUCCCUCCUGCCGACCCUUGUUCUUGCGAUUCGGACUGCUAUGUUCCCGACGAGUCCGCGCACAACUCCAUCGUCUAAUGUCAAUCCGUCCACGACUCCGACUUCACAGAACAUUAGUGAAAUCCCACCCAUUGUGGUAGAGAACAACGAGGCAGAAGCCCCUGCCGCAACGCUCACUACAACACCACCCUCGCAAUUGGAACGAGGACAGCGUCCCGACUCUGAAGUUGCGGCCAUCAAACGGCAAUGUGCAGAGAGGCUCCUAUCCCUGAUCCCGCGGCCUGUCGCUCGAGCGUUCUUCUGCAUAUCCAGGGAUGAUGUAGUCAGUGCGUCGGUUGUCGAGCAGCCUCAGAAACAGCAGGAUGAAGGUCUGGUACCCGAGGGAGGAAAUCCCUUCCCCGAACGGGCCUUGCCCUUAUCCGCUGAGAAUAUCGACAAGGUGGAAGAGGACCUUCUCCUGUCCGCCAUCGAGACCGAAAUUUUAGAUCCCUUUUCCAACGCAUACUGCAAUCGCCAUCUCAUGUUCUCAAUAAUCGAAGCAAUACUCGCUAAGCUCCUCCCUGAGUUGCUGGAGCGCGAUGUCGCCGAGCUGAUGGAAGACAGAGGGGUUACUCUCUCCACCAACCAUGAAGAAGACCACAUGUAGAUGAGAUACGCGCCUUGUUCUCUCUUAUUCUUGUUUCAAAAGUACCCAGGAAACAAAUAGGAUUAUAUCAAAGCACAAAAACGUAAUAAAUAAAUGCUAAUCAUCGAUUAUCAAUCAGAUUGCCUCCCGUAAUACAUGACUUUUUUGUAACCGAUAAUCCUGCUCUUCCACCAGCCUGGUUGCGUUUGGGCAUGUACAAUCAUAUCGAACAGAAGACCAGAAAGAGCAACUAAUGGAACUUGAGUCUCGAUAUGUAUAUGUAUACAGUCGCUAUAGUUAAUGUGAGAAUCUCAUCCCUCCUGUUGUCUGCUACUUCCGGGUCGGAUUCGGCAUGCGCGAGGUCAAUGAUAUGAUGAUCAUACAUAGGAUCCAAAGAGAAAAUAAGUGAUAAAUAGACAAAUCGAAGCACAGGAGAGAGAGGUGGAAGAAAACACACAUGAAAGCAAGACGGCCAUAAC